Molecule: messenger RNA, 2299 nt
Organism: Erigeron canadensis
Lineage: Eukaryota; Viridiplantae; Streptophyta; Magnoliopsida; Asterales; Asteraceae
Exons: 2
Coding region: 1-1662 (553 amino acids)
Source: RefSeq, a predicted model, not a curated record
AUGUUUAGAGCAAAUGCUUUGGCCGAGGAUCUUGUAGCUCUUCAGUCCAAGUUCAACGAUUCCAACCCUACAGUGAAAGAAUUACAAAAUCAAAUUUCCGAUUUAAAUCAUGCAUGUUGCAUCAAAGAUUCUCAAAACCAAAAACUCGAACAUAAAAUUGAUGAACUCAUUGAUGAAAUCAAGUUUUAUAAAGUUAAGGUUUACAGAAUUGAUCAAUCCAACAAGCAAAUCUUUUUAAACAAACCAAGAGAUUUUGAAGAUUUCACUAAAGGGUUAGGAUUUGAAGAUCCAAAGAACUUACUCACUGGACAACUCAUUGUACCACCCCUGUAUGAUGAGAACAUGAUGCGGUAUGGUCUACUCAGUCAAUUUGUCCGACCCUGUUAUAAUGAUUUUGAUACAGAAGAACAAUUAUCCAAAUGUGAAGUUAAAAUUAACUAUGAUCACAUCAAUGAUUCAUAUGAUUUGUUUAAUCUUCCACUUUGUCCUAAAAACAAAAAACACUCGGUUAUAAUUGUCGAAUUAGAUGAAAACUCAAAUGAAAGCUCAACUGAUAUACCAACUGUUGAGCAGUCAUGUGAGUCCAAAUCUAAAAAGGAAAUAAUUCCUCCAAAACCAACUCCAGUACGACCAUACAUUCCACAAAGUGUUUUGGAAGAUUUGAAACAAACAUUAAAUGAGAAACAAAGUGUGAUAGAUGCUCUUCAGUCUCAAAAUCACUAUAACAAAGAUGUCCCUGAUAUUGAAUUUCAAACUUCCAGUGUUGUCUAUGACUGUUCCGAUCUUAACUCUCCAGUAUGUGUUGUCUUGAAUCCCACACCUUGCUCUUCUGUUGGUAGUACUAGUGAAUGUAUUGAUGCUUCUGUGCAAACUAACUGGGAUCAUGUUAAGACCUACAAUGCUGCCACCCAAACCAAACAAGACAACAUGAAUUGCAAUGACCAUGAUGAAGAAGAAAAAGUGUCAGUGGAUCAAUCUGAACAUGUCUUUCCAAAUGUUUUUAAUACUGGACCACUUCAAUUUUCUGAAGAAACUCAAUCUUAUCUAAGUGAAAUUGAUUCUGUUACCAAAAGAUUUGAACUUGAAAGAAUUCAACGUUUAAGCCUUUUAACUGAAGUUAAUAAACUUAAGAUAGAAGUGGAGUAUAAAAACAUUGUACUUCAACCUUUUGCAAAUAAUGACAAGGAAAAGGCGUCAAAGUUACUACAGUCUGGUCCUUUCUCAAAGUUUUUGAAAGUAACUCGUACUUUGGAUACUUCCAUUGAUACUACUCCUUCGUCAACCCAAUCAACUGAAACAUCCAUUCAAGUUCAAGUCUACUUGAAUGAAAUUGCUGCAUUGACAAAAGCUUUAGAAAAGGAAAAGCAAAGCAAAAUCGCCAUAUACGACUCUCAUCAACAAGACAAAAAGGUUUUUCAAAAUAAAUCAACCAUUUUUGCAACUAAAGAAUGGCGAUAUUGCAAAAUCAUCAAAGAACUAAAUGGUUACAAACCUGAGUUACCAAAUGUCAAAGCAACAAAGUCAUUCAAUGAGACUUCGAUGUCCUUAAAGACCAAUGUCCCUAGUGUGACUAAAGAACCCAAUCAAAAGAACCCAAAGUCUGACUUAGAUCUUUCAAAUCUCCCGGAUCUUGACAACUUCUUGGAAGAAAAUGACACUUAAGAUCCUGAAUUGGAAAGAAAAUUUGUUAACAAGGAGAAAAAGGAAGAUCCCUUAUUAAGAAAGACUCCCAACAAAUACCCCAUACCAGCCACUUAUUUACCAAGGAAGACACCAUGGAGAAAAAUCACUAGUUCAAACCUGAAGCUCUCCGACAAUACCACAAAGACAAUUAACUCUUCAAACACUCCUGUCAAACCUAACACCUCAUCACCAAAAAGAAAACUUACCAAAAUGAAACUGUCACAACAACCAAAGGAUAGAAAGUACCCUAGCUUUACCAAAACUCAUCUACCCAAACCUAAACUCACUGUUAUUAAAGAUGAUUCUGGGAAGGUCACCAGAUGUCAAGAUCAGUACGGUGACUUGUGCUUAGAUUGUCGAAGUAAAUGGCUCCCUAAAGAUAGACACUUAGCUGCAUCUAGGAGAGUCGAGCAUGAUAAAGAGUCAACUCCUGUGAAACAAGUGUGGAGAGUUCGUAGGACUAAUUCUUUAGAUAAUCCCAAGUCUUGUAAGACUAGUUCUAUUUAAUCUCUCUUCUUUUGAAACAAUUUUAAAUGUCUGUAAUUUGUAAUCCUCGUUUGAACUAAGUGACCGUGUUUUGUUUCUUUAAUAAAUGUAUGAAUGUUUUAUGUGUUUA